This is a messenger RNA of Rhizophagus irregularis DAOM 181602=DAOM 197198, 1428 nucleotides long. RefSeq lists its product as uncharacterized. NCBI's taxonomy places the organism in Eukaryota, Fungi, Glomeromycota, Glomeromycetes, Glomerales, Glomeraceae. Gene Ontology annotation, molecular function: RNA helicase activity; ATP binding; nucleic acid binding. The record is from RefSeq and is a predicted model, not a curated record.
AUGACAUUAAAUAAUAAAACCAAUAUUUCUUUAGAAUCGGAAAAAUUUAUCAAUGUCAUUGAAUCACAAAAGACAUCAAAGAAUCCCUCAAAAACAUUUGAAGAAUUAGGGUUAAAUCCAUGGUUAAUUGAUGCAUUAAAAGCAAUGUCAAUAAAAUUUCCUUCAGAGAUACAAAAAGUUUGUAUACCACAGAUAUUGAACGGGAAAGAUUGUAUAGGAGGAGCAAAAACAGGUUCAGGAAAAACUGCUGCAUUCGCCUUACCAAUUUUACAAAAAUUGUCGGAAGAUCCAUUUGGUGUUUUUGCUCUUGUUUUAACUCCAACAAGAGAAUUGGCUUUUCAAAUCGCCGAUCAAUUUCGAGUACUUGGAAAAAGUAUAAAUCUUAAAGAGUGUGUCGUAGUUGGAGGACUUGAUAUGAUGAGCCAAUCAUUACAAUUAUCCAGGAAACCUCAUGUAGUUAUAGCAACACCUGGUCGACUUGUAGAUCAUAUCAAUAGUAGCGCAAUUGCACCUUGUUUAAGCAGAAUAAGAUUUUUGGUUCUUGAUGAGGCAGAUCGUUUAUUAUCUGAUACAUUUGCUGAAGAUCUUGCAGUUAUAUUUGAUACUAUACCAAAAAAACGGCAAACAUUGUUAUUUACAGCGACAAUGACAGAAAAUAUCUUGCAAUUACAAGAUGCGCAAGAAGAAGACCCUAACAGAAAACCCUUUAUUUAUCAAGUUAAAUCAGAUAUAUCGACAGUAUCAACGUUGUCGCAAUUUUAUGUUUUCAUCCCGUCACACAUACGUGAGCCAUAUUUAACUCAUCUUCUAAGAUCAGAAGAGCUUUCAAAUAAAUCUACCAUAAUAUUUUGUGGUAGAUGUAGAACUGCUGAAUUGCUACGUGUUAUGCUUGUAGAGUUGGACAUUCGUUGUACAAGUUUACAUUCUAUGAUGAGUCAAAAAGAAAGAUUAAACAGUUUGGGUAAAUUCAAAGCAGAAAUAGUGAGGGUGUUGAUUGCUACUGAUGUUGGCAGUCGUGGUCUUGAUAUUCCGACAGUGCAAUUAGUUGUUAAUUUUGAUAUACCACGUGAUCCCACAGAUUACAUUCAUCGAGUCGGUCGUACUGCAAGAGCCGGUAGAGGUGGUAUAGCUUUAUCAAUUGUAACUGAACGCGACAUUGAACUUGUACAAAAUAUUGAAACAAGAAUAAAUAAAAAAAUGGAAGAAUGGAAAAUUAAUGAAAAUAAAGUUUUAGAAAGUUUAAAUGAAAUUGCUACCGCAAAAAGAGUUGCAACGAUGCAUUUACAUGAUACCAACUUUGGAGCUUCAAAAGAAAUCCAAAAAAAGAAACAUAGUCUUUUAGAAACAAAAAGUACGAGAAAUGUUAUUUCAAAGAAAAGGUUUAAAAAAAAUGAAAAAGGAAAAGAUAAAAUUAAAAAAAUUCUCUAA